Messenger RNA from Helianthus annuus (common sunflower), 516 nucleotides. Its product is annotated as 50 kDa gamma-zein-like. Bases 1 to 516 code for a protein of 171 amino acids. The record is from RefSeq and is a predicted model, not a curated record. The transcript has a single exon. Lineage: Eukaryota; Viridiplantae; Streptophyta; Magnoliopsida; Asterales; Asteraceae.
AUGGGGUUGAUUGUAGAGCUAGAUAGGGGGGAUAGGUUGAAAGGGUUGAACAACGAGGUCUGGGACCCGUUGCCUCCAGAUGUGGAGGAACACGAGGAUGAGGAGAUGCACGAUCAAGAGCAUCCGGCGCAGCAGCACCAGCCACAGACGCCACCACAUUCACCGCAGCACCAUGCAUUCCACCAGCAUCAGGAGUGGCCAGAGUUCUACCAGCAGUUCCAGCAGAUGCGAAUGACGCAGGAGCAGCAUGGUACUUACAUUGACCAGAUUAGAUCGAGCCAGGAUGAGAUUCGGGCCAGUCAGGAUCAGCUUCAGGCCACUCAGGACCAGCUUCGGCAGAGCCAGGGUACUCUAUACCAGGGGCUGAGUGCGGGAUUUUCAUAUCUUUUCGGGGAGAUGCAUCUUGCAUACCCCGACUACUUUCAGCACCCUCCACAGUUCCCACCGUGGAACCCCCCUAGUUAUGGCGAUGCGGGUCCGUCCUUUACUAGAGACGAUGAUGGUGAUGACGCUUAG